GAGAGCUCCUCAAUUGAUCACGAUGCUGUGUUUACGGGGAAGAUCCUCGCGAUGAGAUUCUUCCUCUGGCCAUGGACUGACUGAUUUGAAACAUCUUGGAAUCUAAAGUCCUUAUCUACUCUCUCUCCCUCUCUAUAUAUAUAUCAACCAUGGAUAUUCAAAAUCUCUUCGAUGUCAAGGACAAAAUUGUCCUGGUAACAGGCGGAGCUAAGGGAAUCGGUCGAAUGAUUUCGGAAGGAUACGUGACGAACGGUGCAACAGUCUACAUUUCCUCGCGCGACGCCAAGGCAUGCGAAAAUGCAGUCAGUGAGCUCAAUGCUCUGGGAAAGGGUAAAGCCCAUGCUAUCCCUGCCGAUUUCUACAAGGAAGAAGAUAUCAAGAAGUUAGUAGAAGAAUUCGGGAAGCGAGAGAAUAAGCUUAAUGUCCUGGUCAAUAAUUCGGGGUCCACGUGGGGAGCCCCUUACGAUGAAUACCCUUCAGCAGCCUGGACGCGCGUAUUGACGCUCAAUCUACACCGAGUCUUUGACCUGACCAAACUCCUAACGCCCUUCCUCGAAAAGGGCGCCAGCGAAGGUGAUCCGGCGCGGAUCAUAAACAUUGGAUCUGUAGAUGGACUCCGUGUUCCACCAAUGGAGACAUUUGCAUAUUCUGCUUCGAAAGCGGGCUUGCACCAUUUGAGUCGUACGCUGGCCAGCCAUUUGGGAAAGAGGAACAUCACCUCGAAUACAUUGGCAUGCGGCCCCUUCCGUAGCAAAAUGAUGGCCGCUACUCUGCGCGAGAUGGAGGAUGCUCUCGUCGAAGGCAUCCCAUUGAGUCGCAUCGGCAAACCGGAAGAUGUAGCAGGCGCAUGUAUUUUUCUGAGCAGCCAGGCCGGAUCAUAUGUGAACGGUGCUACGAUUGCGGUGGACGGUGGCAUGGUAGUCAAUCCGAGAUUGUGAAACGCCUUUUGUAGUAUAUAGUACUACGGCUGACUGGCUAGAUUCGGUCAAGUGCCGGAGUGCAUGUCCAGGCAUGUAAAUAAAAGAAAAGAGCCAUUCUGUACACUGCUGC
Messenger RNA from Talaromyces stipitatus ATCC 10500, 1050 nucleotides. RefSeq names its product short chain dehydrogenase/reductase family. The record is from RefSeq and is a predicted model, not a curated record. NCBI's taxonomy places the organism in Eukaryota, Fungi, Ascomycota, Eurotiomycetes, Eurotiales, Trichocomaceae. The coding region runs from base 150 to 938 and encodes 262 amino acids. The transcript is spliced from 4 exons. Gene Ontology annotation, molecular function: oxidoreductase activity.